Messenger RNA from Phanerochaete carnosa HHB-10118-sp, 2625 nucleotides. RefSeq lists its product as uncharacterized. The transcript is spliced from 6 exons. The coding region runs from base 1 to 2625 and encodes 874 amino acids. NCBI's taxonomy places the organism in Eukaryota, Fungi, Basidiomycota, Agaricomycetes, Polyporales, Phanerochaetaceae. Gene Ontology annotation, molecular function: protein binding; RNA binding. The record is from RefSeq and is a predicted model, not a curated record.
AUGCCCCUGCGACCUGGCUUCGGCACCGCAGGCAGACCCCAGAACCUAAGGGCCAACUUCUUCGCGCUACGCCUUCCCGCCAACUUGCAGAUCUACGACUACGAAGUGUCCAUCACCGGAGACAAGGAUCUGCGCAGGGCUCGCAAGGCGCGUAUUUUCGACCUACUCGAGAGUAGUCCGGAAUGCGCGCCUUUCCGAGACCAUAUUGCGCACGACAACAGCGCGCGGCUUGUGUCGGCCAAGGAGUUGCCCCAGCCACUGCAAGUGACUAUCCACUUUUACGAAGAAGGCCGGUCGGGACCAGGCGACAACGCCCCCGUAUAUACCGUCGAGAUCAAACACAAGCGUACCCUCAACAAACGCGACAUCGACCCACAUCUCGAGGGUCGAGACCGGAGCUUUGAUACCUUACCACACAUUUCCGCUCUCAAUCUCAUUGUUCAAAGACAUGCUGCCAAGAACGGUAUCCGCGUCGGCGGCGACGACGAGCAGGAUGAGAAGAAGCGCCAAGGCAAGAGCAAAUACUUCUUCCCAGCCGAGGAACGCUUCCCGCUUAUGCUCGGUCUCGAGGCCUGCCGUGGCUUCUAUGUUUCCAUUCGUCCCAACUUCAAGCAGCUGAUGGUGAAUAUCAACGCCUGCAUGACCGCGUUCUAUACCUCCGGAAAUCUCGCAGAGGCCAUGCUCGUUUUCCAACAGCGGACCGGAGGAUUUCCCUCGGAGUUCUUUGAGAAAGUGAAGGUUGUGACGACGCACUUGGGGUAUCCGAAGAAGAAAGCUAUCUUCCGCAUUAUGAGUACCACGCCGCGCACUACAAAGUUCAACCACAAUAAGCACGGGGAGAUCUCAGUGGAGCAGUAUUUCAAGCAAGAGUACAAGAUUACACUUCAGCAUGCGAACUCCUUGCCGGUUAUCGAUAUAGGGAACAAGGACAAGGCGAACUUCAUGCCUCCUGAGCUGUGCGAGAUCCCUCCCGGGCAGCCAUACCGAGGCCUGCUCCCCGACCAGGCCACAGCGGAAAUGAUCAAGGUCGCCUGUAACCCACCGGCAUUCAACGCGAGCCUUAUCGUCAACCAGGGCUUUGACUUGCUCGGUUUGCGAGGCAACAACAGCACGCUGAUCAGCUUUGGCAUUAGCGUCAGCUCCGAGAUGACGGUCGUCCCGGGUCGCGUCCUUCCCCCGCCGAAAGUGACGUACAGGUCUGGCCAGCCUGUUGUGCGCGAUGGCGGAUGGAACCUCGUUGGCGUCAAGUUUACCCAGGGCGGGGACAUGUCGAACUGGGCGGUGCUACUCGUCAAUGAGGGCCGCCGUUCCGAGUUCCAGUCGCCACAGGAUCCACGGCUCCAGCGCUUCCUCCAAGGUUUCUCCAACAUGUGCCAGACGAGCGGGAUGAUCGUCGGGCAGGGCCCGCCACUCAUCAUGCAGACCGAGCGCUUGCCACGUGAAGAUCCAGGACGCCGCCGUGGUGUAGAACUCAUUCGUAAGGCGCUCCUGGCCGGCCUGAAUCCGGCGCGCAAGCCGAGUUUUGUGCUCGUGCUUCUCUCCACCACGGACAUCUACCCGGGACUGAAGCGGCUGUGCGACAUGCAGCUUGGCCUGGCGACGGUUUGCAUGCAGCUCGAGAAGGCUACGAGGGAGCAAAGGCAGGACCAGUACUUUGCUAACGUCGCGCUCAAGGUCAAUAUCAAGCUUGGUGGCAUCAAUCAUCUACUCGCACCCGACAGCAUGCGGUGGCUAACAACAAAGAAGACUAUGCUGGUCGGCAUCGACGUCACACAUCCGUCACCGACCAGUCUCAAGGGUACGCCGUCUAUUACUGCCGUCGUAGCGAGUGUGGACGACAAGUUCGUACACUUUCCGGCUGGGCUUGCGCUUCAGCGAAACCGAAACAUCAACAAGGAUGCUGAAGAAAUGGUAGAGGGUCUUGUUAAGCUGCUCGUGGACCGCCUCACGCUGUAUAAAAAGAAGAUGAAUGCAUUACCAGAGCGCAUACUCGUGUACCGUGACGGCGUCUCCGAAGGCCAAUACAAACUUUCGCUCGAGAAGGAACUGCCUCAGAUCCUCGAAGCGUGUAAGAGGUUGAGCACCGCAGACCGCAAGACCCCUUACCGCCCGACGAUCUCUGUCAUCGUCUGCGGUAAGCGACAUCACGCCCGCUUAAAUGCUACGCAAUCGGACCAGGCUACAAGGAACGGCAACACACUUCCUGGCACCGUGGUGGACAAAGGUAUCACGGACAUCUACAACCACGACUUUUACCUCCAGGCACACAGCGGCCUGCAGGGUACCGUUAAGUCCACUCACUAUAUUGUCAUCUACGACGAGAACGGCAUCACCGCAGAUCAAAUCCAGACCGGGACGAACAACGCGUCGUACAUGUACGCGCGUGCAACUAAGGCCGUGAGCCUGGUGCCGCCGGCGUACUACGCGGACCUCGCAUGCGAGCGCGGACGCCAGUGGUUGAGCAUGCUCAUGAACGCCACAGACAAUCAGACGCGUUCUCAGGUGAGCUCACGCGGAGAUUCGGACGCAGCGACGCAGGCGCGCCAGCGCGUGUACGACAAGGCAGUCGAGCUGUGGAGGAAUGGCCCCCAGGAUGAUAUCAAGGACACGAUGUUCUAUAUCUAG